AUGGGAACCACGCCGCUUCCCAGCCUCAGUUCCAGAAGUCCAGCGCGGACCUUUCAACGAGAGUUUUAUUAACUCUCACCUUCGGUUCCUGGAAGGAGAUGGAUGUGGCGGCUAAUUGUUCCCUGAGGGUGAAGAGACCUCUGUUGGACCCCCGCUUCGAGGGUUACAAGCUCUCUCUCGAGCCGCUGCCCUGUUACCAGCUGGAGCUUGACGCAGCUGUUGCAGAAGUAAAACUUCGAGAUGAUCAAUAUACGCUGGAACACAUGCAUGCUUUUGGGAUGUAUAAUUACCUACACUGUGACUCAUGGUACCAAGACAGUGUCUACUACAUUGAUAAUCUUGGAAGAAUUAUGAAUUUAACAGUGAUGCUGGACACUGCUUUAGGAAAACCCCGGGAGGUGUUUCGACUUCCUACAGAUUUGACAGCUUAUGACAAUCGACUUUGUUCAUCCAUCCAUUUCACCUCAUCCUCUUGGGUUACCUUGUCAGAUGGGACUGGAAGAUUGUAUGUCAUUGGAACAGGUGAACGUGGAAAUAAUGCUUCUGAAAAAUGGGAGAUUAUGUUUAAUGAAGAACUUGGGAAUCCUUUUAUCAUAAUUCACAGUAUCUCAUUGCUAAAAUCUGAAGAACAUUCGAUAGCUACCCUACUUCUUCGAAUAGAGAAAGAGGAAUCGGAUUUGAAAGGAAGUGGUUUCUAUGUUUCUUUGGAGUGGAUCACUAUCAGUAAGAAAAAUACAGAAAAUGAAAGAUAUGAAAUUACUAAGCGUGAUCUUCUCCAAGGAAAGUCAGUACCACAUUAUGCUGCUAUUGAGCCCAAUGGAAGUGGUCUGAUGAUCGUCUCCUACAAGUCUUUCAAAUUUGUUCAGGCUGAGCAAGAUCUUGAAAAUAUCAAUGAAGACAUGUCAAGGGAAAGCAAAGGAGAACCUCUGUAUUACUGGCAACAGUCUGAAGAUGAUUUGACAGUAACAGUACGACUUCCAGAAGACAGUUCUAAGGAGGACAUUCAAAUACAGUUUUUGCCUGAUAACAUCAAAAUUAUGCUGAAGGGUCUCAGGAUUUUGGAAGGAAAGCUGUAUUCAUCCAUCGAUCAUGAAAGCAGUACAUGGAUAAUUAAAGACAAUAAUAGCUUGGAGAUCUCCUUGAUUAAGAAGAAUGAAGGACUGAUGUGGCCAGAGCUUGUUGUGGACGAUAAACGAGGGGAACUUAUAAGAGACUCAGCCCAGUGUGCUGCAAUAGCCGAACGCUUGAUGCAUUUGACUUCUGAAGAACUGAAUCCAAAUCCAGAUAAAGAAAAACCUCCUUGCAAUGCCCAGGAAUUAGAAGAAUGUGAUAUUGUCUUUGAAGAGAGCUCCAGCUUAUGCAGAUUUGAUGGUAGUACAUUAAAAACUACUCAUGUGGUGAAUCUUGGAAGCAACCAGUACCUUUUCUCUGUCAUAGUGGAUCCUAAAGAAAUGCCCUGCUUCUGUUUGCGCCACGAUGUUGAUGCCCUGCUCUGGCAACCACACUCUGGCAAACAAGAUGACAUGUGGGAGCACAUUGCAACAUUCAAUGCACUAGGUUAUGUCCAAGCAUCAAAGAGAGACAAAAAAUUUUUUGCCUGUGCUCCAAAUUACUCCUAUGCAGCCCUUUGUGAGUGCCUGCGCCGAGUAUUCAUCUACCGUCAGCCUACUCCCAUGCCUACUGUGCUUUACAACAGAAAGGAAGGAAGGCACGUCGGACAGGUUGCUAAGCAGCAAGUAGCAAGCCUAGAAACCAAUGAUCCUAUUUUAGGCUUUCAGGCAACAAAUGAGAGAUUAUUUGUUCUCACUACCAAAAAUCUCUUUUUAAUAAAAGUAAAUACAGAGAAUUAACUUCUGCAACAUGUUGGCUGUCUGUACUGGAAAAGUAUUCAGUGGUACCUGGAGGACUAAGUGGUUAUACCAUACCCUGAUAUAUAUUAAUGUCUUAAGUAAAAAUACCUUGUAUGAAUUUUUAUCAUUUCAGGGAUAUUAGAAAUGUAUCCAAGACAUUAUGAUUCUGUAAAAGCUAUUAAGUGAAGCUACAGAUUUAGAGAACAUUGAUUUCUGUAAAAAACAUAAAGAUUGUAUUGGCAAGUAUAAUUAUUUUUUAAAAACCAACUAGACUCUCCUCUUUUAUAUGAAACAUGUACAGUUCAGUGUUUAAAAAUAAAAAUAUUUAUCGUGUGCUCUGUUCAUGGAUUAUGUUGGUAUAGUCUAUACCCAGAGAAUAUAUAGGGUAACACAUAUAAUGUUUAGCUUUGUAAAUAAGUACUUAAAUAGAUUGAAUAGCUUACUCUACAU
This is a messenger RNA of Castor canadensis (American beaver), 2300 nucleotides long. It is a transcript of the gene Nudcd1, whose product is annotated as NudC domain containing 1. The record is from RefSeq and is a predicted model, not a curated record. Lineage: Eukaryota; Metazoa; Chordata; Mammalia; Rodentia; Castoridae.